Messenger RNA from Pocillopora verrucosa, 3042 nucleotides. The record is from RefSeq and is a predicted model, not a curated record. NCBI's taxonomy places the organism in Eukaryota, Metazoa, Cnidaria, Anthozoa, Scleractinia, Pocilloporidae.
AUUCAUGAUCAUCUCCGCCACAUUUAACAGGCUUCUCUUUGCGAGAAGUAUAUUUUUUCCAUAUGACAUUUACAAGAGUUUAAAUGUGUUUGUACGGCAAUUUUGUGGGAUCAGGAGAGCGACAUUAAUUGAGUUCACUGAUGUAUGAAAGAUUGCUCCCACAACCGAUCAGUAUUAGUCAACUAAAAAUCUCACAAAAGGUGAUUUAGGAAAAAGAUUUCUUUACUUUAAGAAUACAAGACAAAGACAUUAAAAGCAUGUCACGUCUCGCAAGUUUAAAAUGUACUGAUUAUGGCUUACAAAGGAGAACUUUGGUGAUCACUUCCGUGUUUCUUGCUUUGAGAAAACGCCUUCAGGCUAGCUUACUAUGACAAGUUAAGUCUCGGUUUGACACGGGUGCCUCUCUAUUGAUUCCGAUGUUUGAGUAUCUCUUUCAUCAAUGUGGUACGGAGAGAUGUAAGCGGUAUUGGUCACACAAUCUGGUUGUCUUCGAGAAAUUACUGUUCAGCUCUAUAAAAUGCCAGCGAAAUUGAAACUAGAAAGUAUCGACAAGGACGGCACUCUUCUGGAUCACGCCACACUGUGAGCAGCUGAAGAUAUUAUGGAUAAUGGACCAAGCAUUUCUUCUGAAAAUAAAGUUCGUCUCAAAGUAUGUGCGAUUUUUUCUUCCUGGCGUCGACGAGACAAGAACAUGUUUAAAGCGAUAUAAUUUUCAAGCGUGAUUUUCGGAAAUGACAACUUGUUAUUAAUUAUUCAAAAACUUUUAGUAAUAUGAUACGAACUUGACAGACUUGACAAUAGAAACACAAGAAUGUGUAAUCGAGAUGCCCUUUGAAUGAUCCCGUUCUUGUCGCGGAACCACAAGAUUUCUGUUGUUUUUCAGCCCACAGUUUAAUCUCUGCACUGGUGUUGUCUUCGUCAUUACUUCAUUUUACAGUUCAGUAUUCUCUGUAGGAAAAUGCAUCACAAUUUUCUUGGGCAACCGUCAGGGAGGUGAAUCAAUUGACCCAGACAAGUUGAAAGCUUUGUCGCAUCAUCAGAGCAUCAUGGAUUUCGUUUCAUAUCACGCGGGAUGUGUAAUUGUCUCUGGCUCGAUUUAAACUGAGAUCACCUCCAUAGCUGGUUGAAGCUCAUCCAUAUGAUAACAAUGGCCCCAAGCCACUGCCAUGAGAGAUUCAUCAUUAAGAAACUGAUUCCUCUCAUAGCAGGAUUUUAUCUGGUGGCAGGUGUCAUUAUGAUUGGGGUUGGUGCUCACGUGAUGAGGAACCAAAUAACUCCUGCAAAAAUUUUGACAAGCCUAAGCAUUCAAACAGCACCCAUAUUACUCCUCUGUGCUGGAGUUUGGAGCUUGCUAGUGGCAGUUCUUGGAUUUGUUUUUAUUUGUGAAAAAUCACCUAUUGAGAAUGGAGAAAGGAAACGACUUAAAAUUACAUUCAUAAUCCUUGGUGUGGCAGCCCUUCUUCCGGCAUUUAUUGGUGGUGGAAUUGGUUUAGGUAACAUCAACAAGGUCACAAAUACAUUUGAACCAGACCUAAAGACAAAACUUGAACUGUAUGGAAGGUCAGGGGGCUCCAUGGAGGAUGUUAAUAAAUUACAGAAAGAGUAUAAAUGUUGUGGGGUGAACACCUUUGCUGACUGGCGUAUUACUGUUUGGGGAGGACGUAGAUACGACAAAGUCCCAGAUGCCUGCUGUAAAGAUGAGACGUUUGGAUGUGGUUACUGCUUUUUAGAUGCGGAUAAAACACUUAACAGAAAGGGUUGUGCUUCGAUUGUCGUGGAAAAAGUGAAAAAAUCUUUGCUGACUGUAGGUGUCAUUGGAAUCAUUAUUGGUAUAGUCGAGGUGAUCUUGUGGGUGGUCUUUCUCUGUUCUUGUUGCUGCAAUGCAAAUGGGGAUGAAUAUUUACCACAGCCUUCAACACCUUUGAAGUCUCAGCCCGAACAAAUCACGCUAAGAGACACGCCCAGCUCCAAGGAAAGGGUUGGCUCUGGACAAAGUAAGGUUGUACCUGCUCCAGAGGAAGAUUGCACGCCUUCUCGGCAGGAAGUAUGUACCUCUAGUCCUGGUGCUUCGCACUAUGAACACAAAAGAGAUAAGCCUAGCUCAGAGGGUGGUGCUGCAUCGAGUAGAGAGGAAAGUGAAAAGCCGUCAAAAGAGAAAACCACGUCUUGAUAGAGAUCAUCUGAGGUUUAGGGAGGAGUCGAGAAAUUGUCACUGUAAAUGUUUUAAAGGGAGCAGAAUUAGGUACAGUAAAGUUUUUUCUUUCACCUCUAAUACCGAAAGUUACCCUUUGCCUUAACUACUCGUUUUAUGACGUCCUCCUUUCUGUUUUGUGCUACAAGUCAAGUUUCCUUUGAAUAAACGCUGAAGCGUUCGAUGUAACAGUUUUAUAUUUUUACUCCGCUUACGUUUUCCUUAAAGUAGUUUGCCGCGGCGUGCAGUUAAUUUACAUCUCUGUCGUUAAAAAAGCUACAUGAUAAAAUUUACUUUUUACCGUGUUUCUUAAAUCCCAAAAGUAGCCCAAUUGUGGUCAAUAUACGACGUUGGUAUGGACACCGCCAUUUUGCAAACAUUGAGUAACCUGGCCGCAAAAGAAUGUCGUUCCAGAAUUCAACUAAGAUGACAGAAACAUCAUGCGCGGUUUCGCGUUGUUCGCAAACCGAAACUGCUCUAGUUUUCGCCAAGAAACAUUGCCGGAAGUAUGGCUUUCUGUUUGACUCCUAGAAUUGUUCAAACAGACCGCCAAGAGACUUUAAAAAAAGAGAUUGAGAUUCAGUUUAGUCAAAGGUAAGCGGCUGAUAUAUAGAUCCAAGUGCCUAAAUGGUGGCGUCCAUAGUAGUACUUUAUGCUCAUUUGAAAACAACUUUCAAAAGGUUGAAUUACUCUGAGGUCUUAAAACACGGUCAUUACCGUAGUUUCACGCAGAAUUUUGGAUGGUUGAGAAGGAAAUCGUUUUUUAUACAAAGCAAACUUCUCUUUUGGUCGGACUAUGGGUUAUUUUCUCAAUUGUUGCCGCUAUUUGGUUUACACUACACGCCUGCUAC